Venturia canescens is the source of this 1943-nucleotide messenger RNA. RefSeq names its product ras suppressor protein 1 (gene ics). Bases 143 to 994 code for a protein of 283 amino acids. The record is from RefSeq and is a predicted model, not a curated record. Gene Ontology annotation, molecular function: protein binding. The transcript is spliced from 8 exons. NCBI's taxonomy places the organism in Eukaryota, Metazoa, Arthropoda, Insecta, Hymenoptera, Ichneumonidae.
AACGAUCCAGCCGUAGAGAAACAGUGCGCGACAAAACGUCUCACAGAUCUCAAUGAGCUAGACGCGUCGACGGUCUUCAGGGAAGGGAGCACACGCGAUAUUUAAAGGUCCUGACGUGUGUUUUGUAUCGAGUGCGCGCGCAAUGAACCAAGCCCCAGUAUCGUGUAUUCCUGCCGGGAAGAUGUCAAAAGCGAAGAAGGUCCUCGAUGAAGCUCGGGAAAUCCAAAAUCCCGAGCUCGAUCUUGCCGAUAAAAAUAUAUCUACGUUCGAGGAGGUUCCUGGAUUACUGAAUAUGCUCAACAUCACGAGGUUGACUCUGAGUCAUAAUAAAAUCCAAGUCGUUCCUCCGGGGCUCGCGAAUCUCGUCAACUUGGAAAUUCUCAAUUUAUUUAACAACCACAUUACCGAAUUGCCAAUUUCACUGUCGCAGAUGCCAAAGCUAAGGAUUCUCAAUGUUGGCAUGAACCGACUGGAUGUUCUUCCUCGAGGAUUUGGGGCAUUUCCUGUCCUGGAAGUUCUUGACUUGACUUACAAUAAUUUGAACGAGAAACAACUGCCCGGGAACUUUUUCAUGAUGGAAACCCUCAGAGCUUUGUACUUGGCGGACAAUGAUUUUGAAUACCUUCCACCGGAAAUAGGGCAACUGAAAAAUCUUCAAAUUUUGGUACUGAGAGAAAAUGAUCUUAUCGAGCUACCAAAGGAAAUUGGAGACCUCAGUAGACUGCGAGAGCUCCACAUCCAAGGCAACCGAUUGACUGUCUUACCACCGGAAAUAGGAAAUCUAGAUCUUGUAAGCAACAAAGCCAUAUUCAGGAUGGAAUUUAAUCCUUGGGUUACGCCCAUCGGUGAUCAACUCCAAGUUGGUAUUUCCCAUGUUAUGGAUUAUAUUCGAUCAGAGACGUACAAAUACGUUUACAAUCGCCAUCAAAAUGCCAAAGGUCCACCACCACCCAUUGAAAACGACAAGACCAAGAAAAUCUCACGUGCUCGCUAAACUAAAACCUUUAUCAGAUUUUAAUUAAUCUAGCCUGAAUAACAAUGCGUGACACUCGUUGAACAACAUUUUAAUCAGUUUAAGAAUUUUACAAAACGUUCGCUACCUGCAGACGGUAUCUGUAGAUCAGUGCAUGAGCUGACAAAAGAAACGGACCAAAUUUUUCUUUUAACAAUUAAGAAAAGUUGCCAAGAGCAUUAAAAAAAAUUGAAAAACACUUCGGCGUCAUAAAUCAAAUGGCUUGAUUGCAAUGGUAUCACAAACUAUUGAUUUUCAAUACUUUCAAACUAGUCUUCAUAGGAACCGUUUCGAGUAAAAUGCAAAAAAAAAAACAAAUUAUUCUUUCAUUCAGUUUUUUUGAAAGAAUCAAACUUUCAUUUGAAAAAUACAUAAGUAAGAUUUCCCCCAAAAAAAUGACAUUGUCUCAUAUUUUUGAAAAAGUAUUAGCCAAAUUUUGAGAAUGAAAUGUGGUCGCAUUUUAAUUAUGCAAACAACAUCAUCAACUUCUUACAAUGACUAGUCUGAAAAAAAUCACACUUUUUAUGUGAUCCAGGCCGCAAAAUUUAAAUUUUUUAAAUGAACAUGAAAAAUCUUUUAUAUUAUUUAUAAUGUAUUCGUUAAUAUUUACACUGCCAAUUAUUCAGCGCUGACGACACGUCAAACGAAAGAAUGGUGCCUUACUCCACAUACCUCGAAUACAAAAUACUUAAUAUAUUUUUAAACGAUAAUCAUUAGAUUUAUGUGGAUACUAAUCUCAUAUUUUUAUAAUUAUGUAACAAAUUCAAUAUGUUAUUACGCUGAUAUAAACGUGUUGACGUAUAUCUAUCGUCAAAAUGAGUAGUUAUUUCCACAAGGAACAGUGAUUGAUGGAAGUAAAUGUUGAAAAAACCGUUUGGUUUCAAACUCUAUUCGACUUUUGUGAAAAGAAAUAAAAAAUUUUUAACAGAAA